UCACAAGACUGCUAUAUACUGCUGAUGAGAAAAGGUGUUUAGCAGUUUAAAUUUACUAAAAUAAUUGCAUUUUCAUGUUGUGUGUACUGUGGGAGAGCAGAUAUAGUGAAUGCAGGGUCCGAGGUAACCAGAUAUAGUGAAUGCAGGGUCUGGGGAGACCAGAUAUAGUGCAUACAGGGUCUUGGGUGUAUAUAGUGAAUGCAGGGUCCGGGGAGAGCAGAUAUAGUGAAUGCAGGGUCCGGGGAGAGAGCAGAUAUAAUGAAUGCAGGGUCUUGGGAGUCCAGGGUUUAUAUAGUGAAUGCAGGGACCCGGGUUUAUAUAGUGAAUGCAGGGUCCCGGGUUUAUAUAGUGAAUGCAGGGUCCCGGGAUCCCGGGUUUAUAUAGUGAAUGCAGGGUCCCGGGUUUAUAUAGUGAAUGCAGGGGCCCGGGUUUAUAUAGUGAAUGCAGGGUCCCGGGGGCCCGGGUUUAUAUAGUGAAUGCAGGGUCCCGGGGGCCCGGGUUUAUAUAGUGAAUGCAGGGUCCAGGGUUUAUAUAGUGAAUGCAGGGUCCCGGGUUUAUAUAGUGAAUGCAGGGUCCUGGGUUUAUAUAGUGAAUGCAGGGUCCCGGGUUUAUAUAGUGAAUGCAGGGCCCAGGGUUUAUAUAGUGAAUGCAGGCCAAACUCUUGGCAAACC
Molecule: messenger RNA, 671 nt
Organism: Staurois parvus
Lineage: Eukaryota; Metazoa; Chordata; Amphibia; Anura; Ranidae
Source: the annotation of a GenBank genome assembly